AUGGCAGGCACGGAAGCAGCUUACUUCAUGACCGACAGAAGGAUCAAUACGAUUUUCGAAGUCGAUAACAAUUACAACGAAGAACAGAGAGAAGCAGAAGCGCCUCAAGAUGAUAUUGAAUCUACCCUGAAACCAUGGAUUUGUGUUCUGGGCGCCUUCACGUUUGUGAUACCCUCAUUUGGCUUUAUGCAAUCUGUUGGAACACUGCAAUCCUACCUUCAACUUAAUCAACUCAGCGAGUAUUCUACGGGUGACAUCGGCUGGAUUACCGGGAUGUAUAUGUUUCUCAGCUACUUUUUCACACUUCAGAUCGGCCCUAUUUGUGACCACUACGGGCCCAUGGUUAUUGGUUCCCUCGGCGUGGCUAUCACGAUUGCAUCAUUCCUUAUUCUGGCAGAGUGUAAUACCUACUGGCAGCUGAUGCUAUGUUUGGGAGUCCUUGGGAGCAUGGGUGGUGCUACGAUUGCUACCGUCGCUAUGUCUGUCGUCGCCAAGCUCUUCAGUCGUCGUCGAGGCCUGGCCAUGGGGAUCACAGUGACAGGAUCCUCGGUUGGUUCCAUCCUUUUCCCCAUAUUGCUCCGAUCAACAUUCACAGACCUUGGAUGGAGGUGGGCUAUGAGAAUAUUGGCGUUAGUCAUUGCAGGCAUUAUCGUUCCUGGACUUUUCUGCUUCAUACCCUUCCAGCGGCUUGUCAAGGGCCUACCACAUACCAUGCCCCAAAGCCACGCCAAAGCCGCUAUUAAUUUUGCCGCCUUCCGUUCGUACCCUUUCACUUUUGUCACUGGAGGAUCGUUUUUAUUAGAGUUCGCUAUAUUUUCUAUCGCUGGGCUCUUGCCGAUUAUCGCGACCAAUACCGGCUUUAGCCCAGAAGAUGGCUAUACACUGCUGUCUAUACUUGGAGUCGGCUCAUGUGUCGGACGAAUUCUUCCUGGCAUAUGCGGCGACCUGGUUGGACCUUUUAAUACGAUUCUGAUCAUGACAGCUAUAACGCUAUUGUUCAUGACAACUUUGUUCAUACCAUUCGCCAGCAAGUCAGAAUCUGUAUUAUAUGCAUUUUCCGCACUAUGGGGAUUUGGGUCAGGAUCCUUCCUUUCUGUUAGUCCAGUAUGCGUAGGGUUGACGUGUCAGGCAAAGGAUUAUGGGAGAUUUUAUGGAACAUGGACUUUUUCCAUGAGCUUUUCAGUUCUCAUAGCUAUACCAGUAAGUGGUCUUUUACUAGACCACAUGGGAACCCAAGCUUUGGCUGCGUUGUUGACUGCCAUCGUGUUUCUUGGAGGUAUUUGCUAUGUAGCUGCACGCGCGUUCAUGGUUGGGAAACUGCUUUCGCCUAAGAUCAAAAUGUAG
This is a messenger RNA of Fusarium venenatum, 1344 nucleotides long. The record is from RefSeq and is a predicted model, not a curated record. Lineage: Eukaryota; Fungi; Ascomycota; Sordariomycetes; Hypocreales; Nectriaceae.